Molecule: messenger RNA, 5564 nt
Organism: Chrysoperla carnea
Lineage: Eukaryota; Metazoa; Arthropoda; Insecta; Neuroptera; Chrysopidae
Gene: Tmem131
Product: transmembrane protein 131
Exons: 17
Coding region: 147-5363 (1738 amino acids)
Cellular component (GO): membrane
Source: RefSeq, a predicted model, not a curated record
AGUGUGAAUAUGAAAUAAGAAAACAGGCAUAAAAUAACAUAAUUAAAUAUUUAUCAAUCAAUGUGACUUUAUAUUUAAGUAGUGGCCCUUCAAAUAAAAGAAAUCAAUCAACAGCUUUAUGGUGUUAUUAUAAUCUUGAUAUAAAAAUGACACACAGAGCUUUCCUAUUUUACUUUACAUUCCUGUUGACAAUAUUUGAACAAAUUUGUAUGACACAUAUGUCGUUUCAGGACAAUGGGUCGAUUCAAGGCACAAAAGAAGUUCAUUUGUUUUCUGAAGAUGCACAUAAAGAAUUUUCAAUAUCAGGAUCAAAUGUUAUUCAAAAUUUGGAUAGCCGUAACUCCAAAAUUUUUCUAAAAUUUGAACCUGAUAUUUUAGAUUUUAAGCAAAGAAUUCUUGGUGUUCCCUACCAUGAAAAAGUUACAGUAAUUAACGUAGAUAGUAAUAAGACAAUAGUAAUGAGUUCUAUAUCGGGGAAUACAGUACAUUUUCAUAGUUCGUUCUUUGAAGAUAAGGUUAUACCGCCAAAAGGUAAUACAACAUUUAAUGUUGUAUUUUUGGGUCGACAAGAAGGUGCUAUUGAAAGUAUAUUGCUUAUUCAUACUUCUGAAGGGAGUGUUCAAUAUAAAGUGAAAGGUAUAAGUGCAGCAAAUCCAUAUCGUUUGCGGCCAUUAGUAGAUAUUCGGCUUCCAUUAAACGCAUCUUUUUCACCAUUAAUUUAUAUGCAUAAUCCUCAUUCGACUGCAAUACAGAUAACAGAAGUGUACAGUAGCGGAGGUGAAUUUCAUCUAGAAUUACCUACAGGUGAACUGGAAGGACCUAAACAAAUGUGGGAAAUUCCACCUUAUCAAACUCGACCUGUAAUUAGAGUUAGAUUUAAUGCAAGAACUGAAGCUAAUCAUACUGCUUAUAUCAGAAUAAAACUUAAUAAAAGUGAAGAAGUAUUAAUUGUACCAUUAGAAGUAGAAGUUGGAUCAUUUCCUGGUUUACAUGCCUCACAAGGUGGUGUUGAGUUUGGUGUUGGUGGAUCUUUAGAUCCACCUAAAAAAGUCAAAUUGUUAUUACAUAAUACAUGGAAAAAAUCAAUUCGUAUUCAUAGUAUUGUGACAAAACCAAAUAAUAAUGUGAUCAGUAUCGACUUCCAACCAAUUAAAAUACCACCUCUUGGAAAAACUCCAACACUUGCAGGUUACCUAACUAUAAAUUGGAAAUCAGCUUAUGAUUUAAAACAGUUUUUCGGUCAAAUUAUUGUGAAAAGUAAACAAAUCCCAUACGAUAUGAUUAUCCCAUAUUGGGCUACUAUGUAUCCUGGUGGACUUGUUUAUAAUUCAUCGGUCGCUCAAUAUUUAUCUGAUAAACGAUCGUUAGAUUUAACUCCAAGAAAUUUUCCGGUUACAAAUUUUUUUAAUUUACCUGUGGCUAUUAUAAACGUUACUUUACCGUUGGAAGCAAAAUCAUAUUUUUUGAUACAAAAUUUUCAACCAAUUGUCAUCCAACCAAAUAAAACAGCAAAUUUAUUUAGUUUGAAAUGUAUUCGAAAUAAUGUCGCAGAAUUUCAUUUUGAAUCUAAUAUUAUAAUUUAUACUAAUAUUUCUACAAUUAAAGUUCCACUCUUGAGUUAUAAUGGAAAAUUAAAAAAGAUAAUUCCAUUCGUUGACCCAAAUGAAACAGUUUUAGAUUUAGGUUUAGUGGGUAAUGAAAAUAUGAAAGAAUCCUAUUUAAUAUUUGCAAAUAGAAAUCCAGUGGAUGUGAAUUUAAAAAAGUGGAGCACGGAUCUAAAAAAUUCAGAAUUUUCUUUAGUGGGCUGUAAUUCGGGAAAUAUUACUGAAGCUAUCAUGAAUUAUUCUUUUGAAAAUUUAUAUUCAUGUAAAUCCAUAAAACCAAAUGAGUAUGCAGUGUUUCUAUUAUCAUUAAAGGCGCCAAGCAUGGAUGGUCAAGUAUUAGGUGAAUUAAGUUUGGAGACAACAUUUGAAAGAAUUUCAAUUCCUGUAACAAUUCGUACGGCACCUGGUAAAUUAAGUAUUGAACCAGAACGAAUUAUUUUUGAUGAAUGUUUUCCUAAUACAAUAUGCAAACAAGUUUUGCGUAUUCAUUCAACAUUUUCAAAGGGAAUGAAUUUUCUACGAUUAAAUAGUUUGCCGUUUGAUUCUCGUUUUUCAUAUGAAUUACCAAAUAAAACUGUUGAAGAUUCUUUACAUAUUUCACCGAGAAUAUCACGAAUUGUUGCACAUUUGUACUUUGAUCCAUCAUUAACUUGUGCUCCAUACUGUUAUACAGGAUUCACAUUGAAUUCUACAGUGGGCACACAAUGGUUAAAAACUUUUACGUUAUUACAUUCCACAUUGGAAUUUGACUUAAAAUUAUUAAACACAAUGUAUGGACGAUAUUUAAACAUCACAUCGAAAGGUUUAUCACGAUGGCAAAAUUUAACAUUACGUUUAGAUACAACAGAAGUGAAAGAUUUUAUAUUUAAUACACGUGUGAAAAUUACUUGGCCAAGAUUGUUAAGUAACUCUUCAUCUGAAAAUAAGAGUUUUCUUAUGUUUCCAACAACACAAAUUGGAAAUGUUUCUACACAAACAUUAACAUUCCACAACCCAUCAUCAUUUCCUAUAGUUUUACAUUUAGUCAUGGAAGCGGUCUAUCCAGGUGGACGAAAAUUGUACGAACAAUUGCCAAAUGGAUUUAAAAGAAUAUAUCCAAAUACAUCUGGAGUUUCAUCAACAACGUUUUACUUUGAUAUGGAACAAUUACAAGAAACUUCAAAUUUUGCUCAAAUACAUAACGUAUCAAAACACACAGACAGUGUACUACUUGUAUUGGAUGCUGACAAAACAGUUGACGUCACAAUACAUUUUAACGCAACUAGUCCUGCAUUAAAAUCAACUUUACUGUAUAUCCGAAAUAAUUUAACUGUCAUAGAAGUAGUACGCCUUGUAGGUCAAGGUGCUUAUCCUGUAUUAAAAUUUGGCAAUCGUAAACCAGGCUCAUUAACACCAUUAAUGUUUGAAUUAUCGGAUAAACAUUUAAAAGAUUGUGAAAAAGAACGUUUACGAAAAAAUCCAUCACCGAAUUUAACUGUAAAACGUUCAUUUACCGCACGAAAUGUGGGUGAUGUUUCCAUAUAUAUUAAAGGAUUUUAUAUAAAUGGCUAUCCAUGUGAAGGAUUUGGAUUUAAAAUAUUAAAUUGUGAACCAUUUAAUUUACCACCGAACGAAACUAAAAAAGUGGAUAUUGCUUUUACACCGGAUUUUACAUUAGCUAAAAUACAACGCACAUUAGUACUUGAUACUAGUCUAAGUAUACAAGUCAAUUAUACAUUAAUUACAACAGUACCACCGUAUUUUUUAGCACCUUGUUCGACAGUAUUAGGACGACCUUCAUGGGAAAAUUUAUUAUAUUAUAUAUCGAUUAGUUUUAUGUUUUUUUUAUUACUUUGUGUUUUGACUGGUGCAUUUUUAGAAUCAGAUCGUAUAAUACAAACAACGGUUACAAUCUUAACUCGAGAUUCGUUUGUUAUGCAACAACCAUUAGAUUUACGUUUAAUUGGUACAACAAAACAUGACAUAAAAACAAAAACGGAUCUUGAUCCGGAACCAAAAUGUGUACAUCAUUCUCCGAAUAAUAAUGAUGAAAUCAAAUUAAGUAAAAAUAAUAGUAAUUCUAAUUUAAUUAUGAUUGAUUCGUCGCCGGUUGUGAAAAAUCGUAAAUCCGUUGUUAAUAUAUCGUCAUUUAAUUUAUCAUCAAACAAUAAAAAUACUAAAAGAAAAGUAACGAAAAAAAUUAGUAAUGAACCACCUCCUCCACCACCUCAAUCAUCUGAAGUACAAAAUAAAGAAUUAAACAAUAAGAAACAAGUGAGUACAACGCUGAAUAAUUUACCUGAAAAAGUUGUUAUAACAAAUAUAAUUCGAAAUAAAACUAAUACAUCGCCUGUGAAUAAUCGUAAAAUAAAAAUUGAAGAACCUAUAGUUAAGAAAGAACAAAAAUCGCACACUAAAAAACAACUUACGAAGAAGAAAUCAAUUGAUGUACAUUGUUCAGAAGAAGAUACGUCAUCGACGACAACAGAAUAUUCAAAUAAUGAAGAAGGUGAUAAAGAGAAUUUAACAAAAAAUGACAAAAAUCGUAAAUUUAUAACUAAAAAAUUAAAAGUGAAUGAUUAUCGAGAUAGUUAUGAAGGUGACGAUGAAGAUAAUGAGAAAAAAGUGGUUUCAACAACUCAUCAUCAUCAAUGGAAACUUCGUUCAUCUGAAAGUAAAUCAUUAAAUAAAACAAAUUUUGAACCAACAAUUCAAACAAAUGAUAUCAAACAAGAACCGUUACAACAUAAACGUGGAAAUCGUAAUAAUAAUCGUGACAAAAAAGAAAAAACCGUACCGAAGAAACGUACUAUUGAUAAGCAUCAUAUUAAUGGUAAAUUAAAUACAAUUUUACCAUCGGAUACAUCAAAAUAUGUAAAUACUUUACGACCGACAUCAACGAUACCACCAACAAAUUGUUGGGGUGAAAAUAGAGCACGAUUUAGUGAUGUAGUCGCUGGUGGUGAUACAAGUACAAAUACGUUAAAAGAAAUAAAAAAUAUUACAGAUUCAUUAAACAACACACAAUCGAAUUCAUUAUUUAGUUAUGAUCAUAUUCGAACAACAGAUGUUGAUAACACAUUACACAAUACACAAUUGGGUCCAAUUGGUUCAAAGAAAUCACAUGUAAAUAUUUGGGAAUCUGUUCCAAAUACUAGUAGUAAUGUACAAAUAGCAACUGGUUCAAAUUUAAAAACAUCGCCGUCAACUCUUGUGGAUACAACAUCUACUGGUAUACAACAAAAUAAUGAGAGUUUCUUUGCCAAUAAUUAUUUAGAAUCGUCUAGACAAUCGUUGGAUGGUAGUUCAUGUUUGGGUGCUAAUACAAGUACAAAUAAUAAUAAUGCAUUAAAUUAUACAAAUGAUAUUUGGGAUACACGCACAUCUGCCGCAAUGAUGACUAUGCUUCAUAAUUCGGCAAGAAGUAUGUUAGGUGAUUAUACUUCACAUCAUGCUAAUUAUCAGAAUAAUUGGACUGGAAAUAAUAGUCUUUGGGGAGACAGCACGUUUUUACCACCUCCAGUUGGUGAAGAACGGCAACAAUUGUUCCAACAGCAGCAACAUCAUAUGGGAGGUAUUGGAAUAGGCGGUAGUUCAUUGUGGAAUGCGUCACCUUGGACACCCACUGCAACAAUUGCACCUGAUACACCUACAAGAACUCCUCCAGGAUUCCCAGCCCGUCCACCACAGCGUGAAGAUGAAGUUGAUCGUGAAUUAACAUUUGAUCCUUUUCGUUCAUUGAGUAAUAUUUGGAGUCCCCGAGCACCACCUUCGUCUUAAAAAAAAAUCUGUCUGAUUUUAGUAUUAUUAUAUGAAGAAUUUAUGCCAAAGAAUGAAAUUUUUUUUCAAUUAUUUAUCGGAGUUCAUUUUUUUUCUCUUUUUCGUUUGAUAUUUCUAGAUGUUUCUGUUUUUGUGACACUUAGAUUUAUUUAACCCUCUGAUAGUACAAAAUACUUUUUUUGAUCUGGUUAGAAAAUUAAA